Messenger RNA from Ricinus communis (castor bean), 7033 nucleotides. RefSeq names its product DExH-box ATP-dependent RNA helicase DExH14. Gene Ontology annotation, molecular function: ATP hydrolysis activity; ATP binding; nucleic acid binding. NCBI's taxonomy places the organism in Eukaryota, Viridiplantae, Streptophyta, Magnoliopsida, Malpighiales, Euphorbiaceae. Bases 146 to 6448 code for a protein of 2100 amino acids. The transcript has 49 exons. The record is from RefSeq and is a predicted model, not a curated record.
UCGAGAUAUAAAAACCAGACCUGCAAAAUUUCUCCAUUCUCUUCUACACUGUCUCUUCGCUCACCCUGCACUAGUUUUUUUCCUCCUUAACUCUGUCAGUACAAUCAAACUCUCAUUUGCCAGUGUUUCGUGAUCCUUUCAAAAAAUGCUUAUGCAGCUGCCUCGCUUAACGAACUCUCUGAGAGAGCCAUUCGAUAUCGACCAAGCCUAUCUCCAGCGCAAGAUCAUCCUCCAGAACUACCACCUCAAGCCUCGCAAUAAUGCAAAUUCACUUAACGAAUCGGAGCUCGCAAGGAAGAUAGUUGAUCGAUGGGAAGAAGCCUCAACAGAAGUGAGACAAGCUUACAAGCAGUUUAUAGGGGCAGUAGUGGAGUUAGUUGAUGGAGAAGUGCCUUCUGAGGAGUUCCGUGAGGUGGCGCUCACUGCUUAUCGCCUUUUCGCGGGACCAGGCCCGGGAGAGGAGGAUAUUGUUCGUUCCAAUUUUCUCAAUAACAAAUCAGAAUUGCAGAAAAUUAUUGGUCAUGCAUUUUCAGAUGCUAAACUCCAAAAAGUUGCCACCCUAGCUCAGAGGCUUUACAAUUUGCAACCAACCAACUCUGGGGCUGCACUUGUUCCAGAGAGCCAUGUAAAUGGGACUGGCGAUGAUAUAGAGUUUGGUGCGGACCUUGUUUUCCAAGCUCCAGCUAGGUUUCUAGUGGAUAUUACUUUGGAGGAUGGGGAAUUGUUGGGUGAUGAAACUGCUGGACCUUCUUCAUUUCGGGAAGGAUGGUAUGAUAAUAGUGACUAUGACCGUAAUCAUUUUGUUGCUAAGGGUGGGACAUUUGAUUUAAGUUGGUUGAAAGAUGCAUGUGAUCAUAUAGUUAGAGAAAGUACUUCGCAGCUUUCCCGAGAUGAUCUAGCAAUGGCUAUAUGCCGCGUACUUGAUUCAGAUAAGCCUGGUGAGGAGAUAGCUAGUGAGUUGUUGGAUCUUGUUGGGGAUAGUGCAUUUGACACUGUUCAAGAUCUUAUAUCGCAUCGCAGUGAACUUGUUGAUGCUAUCCAUCGUGGUUUAGCCAUACUGAAAUCAGACAAAAUGGCUUCAAGCACCCAAUCACGUAUGCCAAGUUAUGGCACCCAGGUUACUGUCCAAACAGAAUCUGAAAAGCAAAUUGAUAAACUUCGUCGUAAGGAGGAAAAGCGACAUAGACGUGGAACAGAACACAUAGCUGAGAAUGAUGCAUUAGCUGCAAGAUUUUCUUCUUUACUUCAAGCAAGUGAGAGGAAAAAACCAAUUGAUGAUCUAAUUGGGUCUGGCUCAGGGCCCCAGUCAUUGUCAGUAACUGCUCUUCCUCAAGGUACUACCAGGAAACAUCACAAGGGCUAUGAGGAAGUUAUUAUCCCUUCAACACCAACUGCACAACUGAAACCUGGAGAGAAGCUGAUUGAGAUUAAGGAGCUGGAUGAUUUUGCUCAAGCUGCUUUUCAUGGAUACAAAUCCCUGAACCGUAUCCAGAGCCGAAUAUUUCAAACUGUUUAUUAUACUAAUGAGAAUAUACUUGUUUGUGCGCCAACAGGAGCUGGCAAAACAAAUAUAGCCAUGAUAUCUAUUUUGCAUGAGAUUGGACAACACUUCAGGGAUGGUUACUUGCACAAAGAUGAAUUCAAGAUAGUUUAUGUUGCUCCUAUGAAGGCAUUAGCUGCGGAGGUCACAUCAACAUUUAGUCAUCGUUUAUCUCCGCUGAAUAUGGUUGUGAGAGAACUUACAGGGGACAUGCAGCUGUCUAAGAAUGAACUUGAAGAAACUCAGAUGAUAGUCACAACACCUGAGAAAUGGGAUGUCAUUACUCGUAAAAGCAGUGACAUGUCGCUUUCCAUGUUGGUGAAGCUCCUAAUUAUUGAUGAAGUGCAUCUUUUAAAUGAUGAUAGAGGCCCUGUGAUAGAGGCACUUGUUGCAAGGACACUGCGCCAGGUGGAAUCAACACAGAUGAUGAUACGCAUUGUGGGACUUUCGGCCACUUUACCCAAUUACUUGGAGGUUGCUCAAUUUCUUAGGGUGAAUCCGGAGGCUGGCCUCUUCUUCUUUGACUCUAGUUAUCGUCCCGUGCCUCUUGCACAACAGUAUAUUGGAAUCAGUGAGCAGAACUUUGCAGCCCGCAAUGACUUGUUGAAUGAUAUAUGUUACAAGAAGGUUGUUGAUUCACUGAGACAAGGUCAUCAAGUUAUGGUUUUUGUUCACUCGCGAAAGGAUACGGCAAAAACAGCUGAUAAACUUGUUGAGCUUGCUCGAAACUAUGAUGAUUUGGAGCUCUUUAAAAAUGAUGCCCAUCCACAGUUUUCCUUAGUUAAGAAAGAGGUUGUUAAGUCCAGAAACAAAGAUGUUGUUCAACUUUUUGAAUCAGCUGUUGGCAUUCAUCAUGCUGGGAUGUUACGUGCUGAUAGGGUUUUGACAGAGCGGCUUUUCUCUGAUGGGCUCUUGAAGGUACUUGUUUGCACAGCAACUUUGGCAUGGGGUGUAAAUCUGCCAGCUCACACUGUUGUAAUUAAGGGGACGCAAUUAUAUGAUCCAAAAGCUGGUGGGUGGCGAGACCUAGGCAUGCUUGAUGUUAUGCAGAUCUUUGGAAGGGCUGGGAGACCUCAAUUUGACAAGAGUGGUGAAGGCAUUAUAAUUACAUCUCAUGACAAGCUGGCCUACUAUCUAAGAUUGCUGACAAGUCAACUCCCCAUAGAAAGUCAGUUUAUUAGCUCAUUAAAAGAUAAUUUAAACGCAGAGGUGGCAUUGGGUACCGUCACUAAUGUCAAGGAAGCUUGCGCUUGGCUUGGGUAUACUUAUCUUUUUAUCAGGAUGAGGCAGAAUCCUUUGGCAUAUGGCAUUGGAUGGGAUGAGGUCAUUGCGGAUCCUUCUUUGAGUUUAAAGCAAAGAGGUCUUAUAACAGAUGCUGCACGUGCUCUUGAUAAAGCUAAAAUGAUGCGGUUUGAUGAGAAAAGUGGCAACUUUUAUUGUACAGAGCUUGGCCGCAUAGCUAGCCACUUUUAUAUCCAAUAUUCUAGUGUUGAAACUUACAAUGAGAUGUUGAGACCUCACAUGAAUGAUAGUGAGAUUAUCAACAUGGUUGCCCAUUCCUCUGAGUUUGAGAAUAUUGUUGUCCGAGAGGAGGAGCAGAAUGAGCUUGAGAUGAUGUUGCGUAUGUCAUGUCCUCUAGAAGUUAGGGGUGGUCCUUCAAAUAAACAUGGAAAAAUCUCAAUUCUCAUUCAGUUGUAUAUAUCUCGUGGCUCGAUUGAUACUUUCUCAUUAGUCUCUGACGCUGCCUAUAUAAGUGCAAGCUUGGCUCGUAUCAUGCGUGCAUUGUUUGAGAUCUGUUUGUGCAAAGGCUGGAGUGAGAUGUGUUUGUUCAUGUUAGAGUAUUGUAAAGCUGUAGAUCGCCAAAUUUGGCCUCAUCAACAUCCCCUUAGACAAUUUGACAAAGAUCUCUCAACAGAAAUAUUAAGGAAGCUUGAAGAACGAGGAGCUGAUUUAGAUCGUCUACAGGAGAUGGAGGAAAAAGAUAUUGGAGCACUUAUUCGUUAUCCUCAUGGAGGGAAGUUGGUCAAGCAAUAUUUAGGAUAUUUUUUGUGGAUCCAGUUGUCGGCAACUGUAAGUCCAAUCACCAGAACUGUUUUGAAGGUGGAUUUGCUCAUAACUCCUGAUUUUAUAUGGAAAGAUCGAUUCCAUGGUGCUGCCCAGCGUUGGUGGAUUCUUGUUGAGGAUUCUGAGAAUGAUCACAUCUAUCAUUCUGAGCUUUUCACUUUGACCAAGCGCAUGGCACGAGGAGAGCCUCAGAAACUCACCUUUACUGUCCCGAUUUUUGAACCACAUCCACCACAAUACUUCAUUCAUGCUGUUUCCGACUCUUGGCUGCACGCGGAAGCUUUGUACACUAUUUCAUUCCAUAAUCUAGCACUGCCAGAGGCUCGUACUAUGCACACAGAACUUCUAGAUUUGAAACCACUCCCUGUGACCUCUCUGGGAAACAAUGCAUACGAAUCCUUGUACAAGUUUUCACAUUUUAACCCUAUACAGACACAGAUAUUUCAUGUCCUCUAUCAUACGGACAACAAUGUUCUAUUAGGAGCUCCCACUGGAAGUGGGAAAACUAUUUCUGCAGAACUGGCCAUGCUUCGUCUUUUCAAUACUCAGCCUGAUAUGAAGGUCAUCUACAUAGCACCUUUGAAGGCCAUUGUACGAGAGAGAAUGAAUGAUUGGAGAAAGGGUCUUGUCUCUCAGCUUGGGAAACAGAUGGUGGAAAUGACUGGAGAUUAUACUCCUGAUUUGAUGGCCCUCUUGUCAGCAGAUAUCAUUAUAUCUACCCCUGAAAAGUGGGAUGGUAUCAGUCGUAAUUGGCAUAGUCGAAGCUAUGUGACAAAGGUUGGGCUUAUGAUUUUGGAUGAGAUUCACUUAUUGGGAGCUGACCGUGGACCAAUCCUUGAGGUUAUUGUAUCAAGGAUGCGAUAUAUAUCAUCCCAAACAGAGCGGGCAGUACGUUUUGUAGGUCUUUCUACAGCUUUGGCUAAUGCUGGUGAUUUAGCUGAUUGGCUGGGGGUUGGUGAAAUUGGACUCUUCAAUUUUAAGCCAAGCGUGAGGCCUGUGCCGCUGGAAGUGCAUAUCCAGGGAUAUCCUGGAAAGUACUACUGCCCCAGAAUGAAUAGCAUGAACAAACCAGCUUAUGCUGCAAUAUGCACGCAUUCACCUACAAAACCAGUACUCAUAUUUGUAUCAUCUCGUCGCCAGACAAGGCUUACUGCGCUUGACCUUAUUCAGUUUGCAGCUGCUGAUGAGCAUCCAAGGCAGUUUUUGAGUAUGACAGAGGAAGCACUUCAGAUGGUUCUUUCCCAGGUCACUGAUCAGAAUCUGAGGCACACCUUACAGUUUGGAAUUGGUUUACACCAUGCAGGAUUAAAUGACAAAGACAGAUCUCUGGUUGAGGAACUUUUUGCAAACAACAAGAUCCAGGUGUUGGUAUGUACAAGCACGCUCGCUUGGGGUGUGAAUCUUCCUGCUCAUCUGGUUAUUAUCAAGGGAACAGAAUAUUAUGAUGGGAAGUCAAGGAGAUAUGUUGAUUUUCCUAUCACCGAUAUCUUGCAAAUGAUGGGCCGUGCAGGCCGCCCACAAUAUGAUCAGCAUGGGAAAGCAGUCAUUCUUGUUCAUGAACCCAAAAAGAGCUUCUAUAAAAAGUUUCUGUAUGAACCAUUUCCUGUUGAGAGUAGUCUGAAGGAGCAGUUACAUGAUCACUUCAAUGCAGAGAUUGUUACUGGUACAAUUUGCCAUAAAGAGGAUGCAGUGCAUUAUCUUACGUGGACAUACUUAUUCCGUAGAGUGAUGGUUAAUCCAGCCUACUAUGGUCUAGAGAAUGCAGAACCCGAAAAUCUGAGUUCUUAUUUGUCCAGUUUAGUGCAAAAUACAUUUGAGGAUCUUGAAGACAGUGGAUGCCUUAAGAUGAAUGAAGAUAAUGUGGAGUCUACAAUGUUGGGCAUGAUAGCAUCGCAGUAUUACCUUAGUUACAUGACUGUAUCAAUGUUUGGGUCAAAUAUAGGGCCAGAUACAUCUCUUGAAGUUUUUUUACAUAUUCUAUCUGGUGCAUUUGAAUAUGAUGAACUUCCUGUGCGGCACAAUGAGGAAAAUUAUAAUGAAGCACUGUCUCAGAGAGUUCUUUAUAUGGUGGACAAGAAUCACUUAGAUGAUCCACACGUCAAAGCAAAUCUGCUAUUUCAGGCACAUUUUUCCCAGUUAGAGUUGCCAAUCAGUGACUAUGUAACAGAUUUGAAAUCGGUGUUGGAUCAAAGUAUACGCAUUAUACAGGCGAUGAUAGAUAUUUGUGCGAACAGUGGAUGGCUUUUAAGCUCAAUUACUUGCAUGCAUCUUCUGCAAAUGGUCAUGCAGGGUUUGUGGUUUGAUAAAGAUUCUGCCCUGUGGAUGUUGCCAUGCAUGAAUUCUGAUCUUGCCACAUUAUUAAGCAAAAAAGGAAUCUCUACUGUGCAGCAUCUUCUGGCUCUUCCUAGGGCAACUUUGCAGGCUAUGGUUGGAAAUACUCUGGCGUCAAAAUUAUAUCAGGAUCUGCAGCAUUUUCCAUGCAUUAAGAUCAAGUUAAAACUUGAGCAAAGGGACACUGGCGAUGCAAAGUCUCUGACUCUGAAUAUCAAAUUGGAGAAAACCAAUUCCAGGAAAAGCACGUCAAGGGCUUUUGUUCCUCGAUUCCCUAAGAUAAAAGAUGAAGCAUGGUGGUUAAUUCUGGGUAACACGUCUACCUCUGAACUAUAUGCUCUGAAGAGAGUAACUUUCUCUGAUCGCUUGGUUACUCAUAUGGAUAUACCAUCAUCAUUGACAACUUUCCAGGAGAUAAAGUUGAUGUUAGUUUCAGAUUGUUACCUCGGUUUUGAACAAGAACAUUGCAUUGAAGAACUAGUCAAAUCUCGGGGAAUGGAAACAGGAAUAUGAAGAAGAUAUACUGGGAUAAAAUACAUUCAUGCAAAUCCAAUUGUAUCCGCGGGAGGUCAUCAUAAAAGUGAACAUCCUUUGGGAGCAAUUGUUUGGUUCUAGCGUAGUGUUGUAUUUUAUGAAAUUUUGACAAAAAGGUCCUUGGAGACAGGAAACGACUACUCCGGGUAGAGCUUCGAUUGUAAAUAUUUUGUUGGGUCCUUCUUACUUGAUCCACGCAUAUUGAGCAGCCUCUCCUUUUAGUUCUGCUUGAUAAUGUAUCGAGCUGACACUUUGCCUUUCCUUGAACAGUAGACGGUUUUGUGUCGUGUAGAAGACUUGUUACGGCGCUUUCUCUCAUGUAUUGUGAGAAUCCUGCAACGAGGAAUCCACAAUAGCCUGUGAGGAGGGAGCAAACUACAAGCAUGGAUCAGUCCCUAUACGGUAUUAUCUGAUCUGAUUUGUCUAAUUAUUUUGUGUAGAGUAAAGGUCGUUGAUGUAGUUAUGCACAAGACCUGAAGCAUCUCUUCUGUCUGACCGGUCUUAAUUAUAUAAUGCUUAGUUAAUAUUCUUUUUAAAUCUAAAAUAAAUAAUUGGUUUGAUUCU